Molecule: messenger RNA, 2405 nt
Organism: Hyposmocoma kahamanoa
Lineage: Eukaryota; Metazoa; Arthropoda; Insecta; Lepidoptera; Cosmopterigidae
Product: high affinity copper uptake protein 1-like
Exons: 4
Coding region: 112-696 (194 amino acids)
Biological process (GO): copper ion transmembrane transport
Cellular component (GO): membrane
Molecular function (GO): copper ion transmembrane transporter activity
Source: RefSeq, a predicted model, not a curated record
ACUUGGUGACAUCGUCAAAUGAAGCUAACGCCGCGUUGCUGCUAGACCUAGAGCACUACACAUUCAUGGAUUUGUUUCCUGACACAAAACCAUAAGACAUCGACGGACACGAUGCCUUUCAUUACACGCUGGACCGUCAUUGUUGUGGGAUGCUGUACAAUAGUCAUCUAUUACCUCGUUGCCAAGGAUACCGUCAAGAUGAAUCGCCACCACCACGACGACGAUGACGAGCACUGCUCGAGCAGCCACGCUAUGACGUUCCACGCGAGCGUCUGCCAGGAAAUCCUGUUUAAUGGUUGGAUGACACACACAGCCCUUGAGCUCUUCGGUUCCGCAGUGGCCAUCUUCCUUGCCGGCAUCCUUUACGAGGGAUUGAAGUACUACCGCGAGGCGCUCCAUUCAAAAGCCACGUCUGUCACGGGGGACUCGAGAGUUAAUAUUACGAAGAGCGAGUGCGGCACGAACGGGACAUGUCCUGGGACCACUGUUGUUAAGUACACAAUGACGUCACCCGCGCACAUAAUUCAAACACUCCUGCACUUUGUUCAAUCCACAUCGUCCUACAUAUUGAUGCUGGUGUUCAUGACAUACAACGUGUGGCUGUGCUUGGCGCUGGUACUCGGUCUGGCCGUCGGGUACUUCUUCUUCGGGUGGCGAAAGAACACCGUCGUGGACUCUACAGAACAUUGUCAAUAGUUUAUCGUUUUAUAUUCAUGCUGACCGGCAAGGACUUUUUGAACGAUCUAAGAAUGCUAAAUAAUUAAGUAAAGGCGCUACAGACGAAGGGAAUUGGUCCAUUUAAUCGCUCUGUACAAGUCAAAACAUCUCUCGGACUUGAUAUAUCUGCGCCGAGUUUUGAAAAAUCUGCGACGAGAUAAACGUUCGGCUGUGGUCGCUCAUUCCAUUUACCUACAUCAAGUCCUUUGGUAUAAUGGUGCUAAAGUAAUCAAGCUUCUAGGAUUUCAUCGAGUUCCUUGUCAUACGAAGGACACCUUGACGCUGUAUUUUUUAGUAAAUAGUUAUUUGUAAACUUUUGUAUCGACAGUCAUUGGAUUUUAUAAAAAAAAUUAUUGUCUUUAAGUCUAGUGAAUAAUGAUCCGUGAAGUUUGAAGUUUAUGUGUAUAAAUGUAACCUAAAAAGUACGCAAAGCACCGUAUGAAGUAAUCUAAAGAGAUGGCCAUUUUCGAUUGGUCAGAUUCGAUUUUGAAAAUAUGUAUGUUAAUACCUAAUGACUUCGAUACGGUUAGUUUUUAGUUAAUUUUAAACAGGGCAUUGAAAAACAACCGAAUUAAUGACAACAAUUACCAUGGAAUGAAAGAACAAUGCAAAUUUUGUGAAUGUUAAAAUCGCCAAUUUGUAUAGGCACAUGCCUAACAAACAAAACGUGUUACAAUACAAAGUACAAUAAGUUUGUAACCAUCAUCACUUUUAGUGUGUGCAAGGCAAACUUUUUAAUGAAAUACACAUAAUAUAUCUUACAAUUUUUGUUAUGCCUAAAGGAAAGUACCGACGAAGUACAAUUGGUGCCCAAAGUUACUGCUGCUUAUCUGACGACGAUGAGCGUUAAAAAUUUCGCAGUUGCUACGAAUCAGUAACACAAACAAUGUUUGUGAAUAUGAAUGCUAUUACGUCUAAAUGGUAUUUAUAAACGCUUUCACACACCAUUCAAAAUAUUUAAAAAAUACGCUCACUUUGUUACUUGCCAAAUUAAAACCUUAACAUUCCACAAUAUUCCUUUAAUGUUUAGUUUUCUAACUCUAAUGUACCGUGUAUGUGCCACUACUGGCAUCGGAUCUUUAUAUACGGCAUUAAGCCAUUUUGUAACUAAAUAAAACAUCAAGGGGCCACCGCUUGGGCUUCUUGCUCACGUAUAUGUUUAAGGGCUUAAAUUAGGUUUAGCCCCUCCACCAUUAAGCCAGAAAAAAAGAAUAAAACCCCAAUUUUAUGUAUACCAAUAGCUACUACUAAUGCCACUAAGACACAGUUCGAAAGUAACUUAUUCUGUCGUCUAUAUUUAUUUUUUAAAUUUAGCGCCAUGACUUUUUUGCAAAUUUGUUCUCGAAAAAUGUUGUCUACAUGGCUAUUAUUAUUUUAUUAUAAUUCUUUGUACCAUUUCGUAGUUGUACCUAUUAUUUACGAUAUUUAAACGGGAAAAAUAUUAAAAUUGUAUAGAAAGUAAACUUGACAUCUAUUUAACGUAUUUAGUACAUUAUUUACUAAGUAUAUCUAUGCAUAAAAAGUCGUAUGCUCAAAUCGCAAUGUUGACAAUAAAUUAUACAGAACGUGUGAUAUUAUAUAUAUAAGUUUAAUGUAGCUAGAAAGUAUAUAUAAGUUUGUGUUUCUUUUUGUAAAAAAAAAGAUAAUACAUUCCUACCGUGAUUACAUAUUUACAAUUUUUUUUUUUU